GACUCAAAAUGAAAAAAACAAAUAAAUCUGAUUUCUUCAGUCUGCUAAAUUAUUGAAUUUGAGUCGAAACGAAAGAUAGUUUUUAUUAAAUUACUUUUGAAGUAUAAAGAUGUCUGUAAUUACGAAAACUUGGGUAUCAUCGUUUUCUAAAUUUCUGAAAACAUCAAAAGUUAUUAACAGUUCAGUUCAUCGUUUAUAUUCUGCAGAAGCUUCAUUUCAAACAAAACCUUAUAAGUUACAUUUAUUGGAUUCUGGUCCUUCCUCUGAUGUAACCGUUACCAAAGAAGAAGCACUCAAGUAUUAUCGAGACAUGAUGGUUGUACGAAGAAUGGAAACUGCUGCUAAUAGUUUGUACAAGGAAAAAAUUAUUAGAGGUUUCUGUCAUUUAUAUUCAGGCCAGGAAGCAUGUGCCGUGGGAAUGGAAGCUGCCAUUAGAAAAACAGAUGCUGUUAUCACCUCUUACAGAGCUCAUGGUUGGACAUAUCUGAGAGGUGUUAGCGUUAAAGGUGUAUUAGCUGAAUUAACUGGCAGGGAACCUGGAUGUGCUAGAGGCAAGGGUGGUUCAAUGCAUAUGUAUCAUGAUAAUUUUUAUGGUGGCAAUGGCAUAGUGGGUGCUCAGGUUCCAUUAGGUGCUGGCAUAGGUUUUGCUCUAAGAUAUCAAGGAAGAGAUGAUAUAUGUUUGGCUCUUUAUGGUGAUGGUGCAGCUAACCAAGGUCAAGUGUUUGAGGCAUUUAACAUUGCAAAAUUAUGGAAUAUACCUACCAUUUUCAUUUGUGAAAAUAAUGGCUUUGGAAUGGGAACGAGUAUUGAGAGAUCUUCUGCUUCAACUGAUUAUUACACAAGGGGCGAUUAUGUUCCAGGGAUUUGGGUUGAUGGAAUGGAUGUUUUAGCGGUUAGAGAAGCGACAAAAUUUGCUGCUGAAAUUUGUCGAGCUGGCAAGGGUCCUCUUGUAAUGGAAGUUGCUACUUAUCGUUAUCAUGGACACAGUAUGAGUGAUCCAGGAACAAGUUAUCGCACAAGAGAAGAGGUACAAGAAGUGAGGCAAACUAGAGAUCCUAUCACUUCCUUCAGAGAAAAGAUCAUCAAUGCAAAUUUAGUAGAAUCUGAUGAAUUAAAGAAAAUUGAUCAAGAAGUUCGAAAAGAAGUAGAUGAAGCAGUUCAUGUUGCUAAAACUGCUAAUGAAAUUCCCUUAGAAGAACUAUAUGCUGAUAUUUAUGUUGAACCAAUCUAUACAAAGAUUAGAGGAACUACACCAUUCACUGAACAUCACCAUAAGAGACUGUCCAAUCCACGAAACUUAUGAUCAUUUGAAAUUAAAAUUAGACCUAUAGAAUGUUGUUUGUUUUGUUAUUUUGCCAAAGUUACAUUUGAUCAAUUGUUGUUAUUAGAUUUUUUUUGUGUACAAAAUGUAUUUAAUUGCUUGUUUGUUUUUAAUCCUGACCAUGAAUUUAAUAUAUAAUUUUGAAAACUUUUGUGUGUAAAUUUAAUUCCUCAAAUUCUUUAAUAAUUUUUUUUUUUUAAAGUGCUGCUUGAAGGAGGGAAAAUCACUAUUUGUAGAAUUUUUUAUUUAUUGCUUUGUUGUUAUUUAACUAAUAAAAUUAUUCAUCUAUAUCAAAAACUAAACAUUUAUUCAUUUCUAUUAAAAAUUCUAUGUGUGCUAGUCACCCUAAUCAUGUGAUAGCAUGUAAUUAAUGCUUUUAAAUACUAUUGGAAAGAUUAGAGAGUAAUAAUGCAAUGCGUAAUACUAUAAGGCCUAUAACUCUGUAUAAAUAUUAAUUUAAUUUUGUUUAUUCCAGCUAAUUUCUUCCAAGACUCUUUUGUAUAUGAAUAAACAAAAUAUUAAGCAAAUAUUAUUCUAUCUCCAUAGCUGUUAUGAGUUCGUCAGAGUUACUCAUAACAUCAUAACUAUUAGGUUAAACUCCCACCAUCUGUAAUCUCUAGCCAUCCUCCUCUAUAUUGAUCAUAAAAAAGGCAUAAAAAAUCAAGAUAAAGAGAAACCAGUUUAUAUAUGUAAAAGGUGGCUGUCGAACCGAGUAGCAAAACAGACACAGGACUUUAAUAAAAGCAAAUCAUUGGUCAUUCUUUAUUGAGUGGUGAGUGAAAAGUUUAGUUUACUCUAUUGAUGAUCAGUCUUUCCGGUAGGGAAAAUCUUACAAAAAAUCCGAAAAUGUCUCUAUUUAGGGAAAAGAGGAAAAUCUUAGAAAUUACUAUUGGUUUAUUAAAUAGGUCGCGCGAUUCCCACGGAAAUAAAAGAAAGAAUGUCUUACUUUAAUGAAUGCAUACUUGAGUCGAAAAUAGAUUUAAGAACAGGAUGUAGCUUUUUAAAAGUGUGAGAAAGUGUUUCGAUUGCAAUAAUAAAUUAGGAAAAGUUUUAUGGAAAAGAAAUAACAUAAAAAGAUUAAUAGAAGCUUUUUAUGUUACAUAUAUUUAAUUAAAAGCACUUGUGAUCUUGAUUUUAAAAAUAUGAAAAGUUACACCAGCACUGCAUAGUUUAAGUUCAUGUGCAAUUACUGAAAAUUAUUGGUUGCUUUUCUAAAGCUCUACAAUAACAAGAAAUAACAAUUUUCAUCAUAAUUUGCUAUUUUUAUGAUUGUUGUGACUUUUUAAUAGUUACUUAUUCAAUCAUUCAUAUUAGGUUAAAUUUGUCUUAUCUUUUAGCUCUCUAUACUAAUUAUGAAAGUGAUGCAAAAUGUCAAUACAAAAAUAAGUCUCAGUUUUUUGAAAAUGAAAAGCGUUUGUGAUCUAGUGUUUUAAUAUUUGAAAUUUUACUCUUAAUGCUGCAUUAUGUGGAUCAUAAAAAUUUGCAAAAAUUGGGAUUCAUUCCUAAAUUUUAAUGAUUUUUAUCUAAGACGAUGAUUUUUCUUGUAAGCAAUUAUAAAAAAUUUCAAUAAUAUUUUUAAUAUCUUGGCUAUUCAGCCCCACAUAAUUCUUUACAGCAAGAUAAAAUAUAUAGUUUGAAAUUAUAACUUUUCUUCGAAUUUAGGACACUAGGAUGUGGCUUUAUUUUUGCCUGUGAAAGAGCUACGAGAAUCACUUUUAAUGAUUUUCUUCUAGGUGGGAUUAUCUCGCUAAAUUGUCAAAUCUUUAAGAAUGAAUUAUUUUUCAAGUAAUUAAAUUUGCCUGUCCUAAUAAUACUAUAUAUUGUUUAAAAAUCAAAACUUUGCUUAGUUGAAGGCAUUCAAACUAUGGCUUCGUUUACCUUGUCAAAAGAGCUUUGAAGAACCCCCUAAAACUACCUAUUUUAAUGUUGAACACAUUCCUAAGUAAGCUUUGUAAUACAUUCAAAAAUGCUAUGUUUUUUUCUGUUUGAAAUUACUAAAAUGAUACUUUGAUUUGUUUAUUUACUUAUUUAUUUUUAGUGAAAAUCACCAUUAGUAAAAAACUGAUACUAACCUAUAAAUAUUUUACUUUGUUUUGUCAUUCCAAUAAAUUAUUGACCUAAAGUAAAUGUUGAUCAUAAAAACUAUUUGUGUAUCCUUCGACUCAAAAUAAUGUUUAGUUUAACUAAAAAUCUCCAAUUUUAA
Messenger RNA from Parasteatoda tepidariorum (common house spider), 3524 nucleotides. RefSeq names its product putative pyruvate dehydrogenase E1 component subunit alpha, mitochondrial. Gene Ontology annotation, cellular component: intracellular membrane-bounded organelle. Gene Ontology annotation, molecular function: pyruvate dehydrogenase (acetyl-transferring) activity. Gene Ontology annotation, biological process: pyruvate decarboxylation to acetyl-CoA. Lineage: Eukaryota; Metazoa; Arthropoda; Arachnida; Araneae; Theridiidae. The record is from RefSeq and is a predicted model, not a curated record.